GCCUUUCCCUCCUCCGACCCCUAUUCCUUUAUUUCGCGACAAACCAAUAGCCGACUAUGCUUCCUUCAAUAGCAUCUCCGUUGACCUUACUGCUUGCAGCAUCGUAUGCGCUCCCGAGCUUUGGACUAUACUUCUACAUCGACGGGAUCACGCCAAAGUGUUUUUUUGAGGAGCUGCCAAAGGACACUCUGGUUGUUGGUCAAUACACCGCCGAGGAAUAUAAUCCAAAUAUCCAAGCAUAUCACAACAACCCUCAACUUGCUAUUCAAAUCACUGUCGAUGAAACCUUCGACAAUGAUCACCGUGUUGUAAACCAGAAAGGAUCUUCCUCCGGGAGAUUCACCUUCACUGCUGGUGAUUCCGGCGAGCAUCGUCUUUGCUUCUGGGCUUCGCACGCUUCCAGUGGUGGCUGGUUUUCAAACCACCCGGAAGGUGUGAAACUUACUCUCGACUUAGCAAUCGGCGAGACCAGUGAAAUCGAGAGUAAAGACAAGGACAAGCUAGCAGAUAUUGUGCAGAGAGUCAAGGACCUGAACUCUAGGCUUCAAGAUAUUCGAAGAGAACAGGUUUUCCAAAGGGAACGUGAGGCUGAAUUCAGGGAUCAAUCCGAGUCCACCAACGCUCGUGUCGUCCGAUGGACAUUAAUCCAGCUUGCUCUCCUUGGUGUCACCUGCGCCUGGCAAUUAUCUCAUCUGAGGGCUUUUUUUAUCAAGCAAAAGCUCACCUAGCCCACCACCCCCACAGGAUGCCAUUGUCAUUUACUGCCUGUCACUUUUUCUUUCUUAUUCCCCGAAUGAUAUUAAAAUUACAAUUACAUUCUUGACUGCGGUGUAGGGAAGCGCUCAUGGAACUGUUUCGACUUUGUACUUUCUUGUAUUACAGUUUUCUUUGUCUCUUAUACAAUAAGCCUUUUCUUCUUUUCAUUUUUAUUUUUUUACCUUUGACGAGGAAAAGUGUCGCAAUCCACAACCUUUUUU
This is a messenger RNA of Tuber melanosporum (Perigord truffle), 977 nucleotides long. RefSeq lists its product as uncharacterized. The record is from RefSeq and is a predicted model, not a curated record. Gene Ontology annotation, biological process: Golgi organization; endoplasmic reticulum to Golgi vesicle-mediated transport; intracellular protein transport. The transcript has 4 exons. Lineage: Eukaryota; Fungi; Ascomycota; Pezizomycetes; Pezizales; Tuberaceae. Gene Ontology annotation, cellular component: endoplasmic reticulum-Golgi intermediate compartment; Golgi apparatus; COPII-coated ER to Golgi transport vesicle. Bases 57 to 728 code for a protein of 223 amino acids.